AUGGUAAAUACGGAGCAAUUGAAUCAAAAUUUGGGAAAUAAUAUUUGUUUCAUUCCAAUAUUGUCAGGAAUUAUGUAUGAAGAGUUGGCAUUUAAGGCACCCGAGUAUGGUAAUCAAGAAUUUUUUUUACCACCAUUAAGCCCGUCAAAUUUACAUGACAUUUUGAAAGAUGUUUUUAGAGGUAAAAUGUUCUUGUGCAAAACUUCAAUGCUUGAUAUGCUUGAAAUAGAGACAACAGAGAUUGUGCGGUCUAUGGGAAUUAUGUUAUUAGAGGCGUUGGUAAUACCAGAAGUUCUCACGCUUACUCUAAACAAAAUAAUUAGUUUUAUGAAAUCUAUCACUUUUGAUACAUGGAAACAGUCAUCUUCCACGUUGUUUCCCAAUUUGAAAGAACAGGUUGAUGAAGAGGUUUCACAAUACCUUCGACAGGAGACAAAAUUUACCAACCAUACCUUCCAAAAAUCGUUAGUGGCACGAUUGCUUUGUGGCUUGUCGCUACCGUUGACUAAUGAAGAACAAGAUCUUUUUAAAUUAGGAAAGAUUUAUCUCACUGAAAAUGGACGAUUGUACAUUGCUCCACAUUAUUUCCAACUUGUGAUCAGAGCAGAUUCAUACAUUGCUGUUAAAUUACCAAAAACCAAACUUGAGAUUGAUCCACGAUAUUUUGAGAGAAUUGAUCUGAAAUGUCUUUGUUAUAGAAUUUUUAUGUUGCAACAACGUGGUAACUUCUUAAUCACCAUUGAACAGUUAUUUCCCUCAUGCGUGACAGGAGUGGAUAAAGAUUAUUUGUUUACGUUACCAGCAACAACAGAAAUGUUCAAAGUUGUAGAUCUCACAGAGACAUUUAUUACUAAAGGCUCAGACGUGGCGCAGUAUGAUAUUGACUGCUCGAAAUGCAGAAAACAAUUCUCGGAAGUGUAUUCAUACACAUUAAGCACCCAUCCUUGUGUCAAUGCUCACUUUUGGUUACAAACUUCACUUCACAAUCGCACUUCUCUGUUCCUUAUACAGCACAGGAAUUAUGAUAGUUGUUUGAAUGUUGUAGAUUGGUUAAACACGAACAAUUUUGCCGAUAAUGCGUUUGAAAAGUUCGGCAAACAAGAGAUUGAUGUAUACUUUGUAAUGAUUUCAACUUCAACAAUUUCUCAAGAGCAAUUGGAAAAGUUAAAGAAUCACAAGCACUUUCAAAGGACUAUAUUAAUCAGUCAUCACUCGUCGAGAGAGGAAUAUUUCCCCACACACUUGUUACCUUAUUACAAAGCAUUCGUGUUUUACAAAGAUCAGCACGACAAUCAAGAAUUAGAGCACCAACAGGACCCAAGAGCAGUCCUUUAA
This is a messenger RNA of Naegleria lovaniensis, 1335 nucleotides long. RefSeq lists its product as uncharacterized. The record is from RefSeq and is a predicted model, not a curated record. The transcript has a single exon. Bases 1 to 1335 code for a protein of 444 amino acids. Lineage: Eukaryota; Heterolobosea; Eutetramitea; Acrasida; Naegleriidae.